This is a messenger RNA of Lodderomyces jiufengensis, 1026 nucleotides long. RefSeq names its product Hsp30p (gene HSP30). NCBI's taxonomy places the organism in Eukaryota, Fungi, Ascomycota, Pichiomycetes, Serinales, Debaryomycetaceae. The record is from RefSeq and is a predicted model, not a curated record. The transcript has a single exon. The coding region runs from base 1 to 1026 and encodes 341 amino acids. Gene Ontology annotation, cellular component: plasma membrane; endoplasmic reticulum.
AUGACUUAUUUUGAAGGAAUUUCAAAUAUUGUUAAAAGAAAUCGUGCAGUUAGUAUUAAUCCUCCACCACCUGAAUCAGAUAUUAAUUUAACUUCUCAUGGUUCAGAUUGGUUAUGGGCUGUAUUUUCAGUUUUUGCUUUACUUGCUGUUGUUCAUGGUUUUAUUUAUUCUUUAACUAGUGUUAGAAGAAGUGGAUUAAAAAAAUCAUUAUUAAUUAUUCCAUUAUUUACAAAUGCUAUUAUGGCUUUUGCUUAUUAUACAUAUGCUUCUAAUUUAGGUUAUACUUGGAUUGAAACUGAAUUUCAUCAUGUUACUACUAGUAGAGAUUUAAAUGUUCGUCAAAUAUUUUAUACUAAAUAUGUUGGUUGGUUUUUAUCAUGGCCAUGGGUUUUAACUAUAUUUGUUAUUGUAACUCAUACAAGUUUAACUGAUGAUAGAGAAGAUCUUUUAAAAAGAGGUGUUCAAAUUUUUUCAACCCUUUUCACUAGAUUUUUAGCAAUUGCAGUAUUUGUAUUAGGUUUAUUAAUUGGUGCUUUAAUCAGAUCUUCAUAUAAAUGGGGUUACUUUACUUUUGCAGUUGUUGCUCAAUUAUUUGCAAUUUAUCUUGUUUGUGUUGAUUUACAUCAUAGUUUUGGUUCAGUAAAUAAAAGUUGGUUUGGAAGUUUAUUAAUUACUUUUUAUAUUGUUGUUUGGAUUUUAUACCCUGUUUGUUGGGGUUUAUCAGAAGGUGGUAAUGUUAUUCAACCAGAUUCAGAAGCUGUAUUUUAUGGUAUUUUGGAUUUAAUUACUUUUGGAUUUGUACCAGUCAUUUUAACUUGGAUUGCUGUUAAUAGAGUUGAUGAAGAAUUUUUUACUAAAAUUUGGCAUUUCCAUUUAAAUAAUGGUGGUAAUGGUCAUGCUAUUAAUCAUGAUGUUGAAAAAGAUGUUGGUGCUGAUACUCCAAGACAUUCAGGUGAUACUGCAGUACCACCAACAGGUGUUCCAGCUACUGAAGAAGAAGCAGUAGUUGAAGAAGAAGUUGUUUAA